GCAGUCCGCUCCCUCCAUUCUUAUCCACUUCGCUGCGUCACCCCUCCUAGCGCUUGGGUGCGCUCACCACUAGGUCAAGGAAGGUUCGGUGCCUGGGCUCAAAAUUACCCGCCCGUUCUAGAUCGAGUCACCCCACUCACACUCCCUCCACCUCUCUUGUCGCUACAGCUCGUGGUCUGUAUUUUUUACAUUUUAACCCUUUCUCUGUUCUUCUCCUCCAGACAGAGGGACCGCUCUCCUCCACGGCACCCCCUCCUCCAAUCCGACCAAAUCUGGCCGAAUCGAAGCGGGGAAGCUUCGGAUCUGCGUUCAACAAGGAUGGCGGAAUACCGAUUGUUGAAUCAGUUCUACGAGAAGGACCAUAGGGCUAGGCUGAUCAAGCAUGAUCAGGUCCUUCCUAUCCUUCGACCGCGAACCCAUGAUUGGUCGCAGGUUAUGGUGUACGACCACCGAUACACACCACUCCUUCAGCGUGCCGGACUGCAUGUCAUCGCCAACCUUGUUCGGCGUGGCAUGCCUACAUUCAACCCCGCUGCUCUUACUGCUCUCAUCGAUAGGUGGCGGCCAGAGACUCACGGUUUCCACCUACCGUGUGGGGAGAUGACGAUCACAUUGCAAGAUGUGGCCAUGCUCUUAGGUUUGCCGAUCCAAGGCAAUCUUGUGAUUGGUCCUGCAGUGUCUGACGGUUGGCGUGAACGAGUUGAGCAGUUCUUGGGGACACAAUUGGAAGUACGUGAGGAGGGCAGACACGGCCGCGUAUCUGGAGUUCGCUUGCUCUGGUUGAGGGCCAUCUUUGGAAGUUGUCCGGACGACGCCGAUGAAGCGACAGUGACGUUCCACGGCAGGGCUUGGGUGGUGCUGCAUAUGUUUGGGUCAGUCCUGUUUCCUGACGGUAUGGGUGACUCGGCUUCGUGGAUGUACAUCCACUGUCUUCAUGACUGGGACGAGGCUGGAGGGUAUAGUUGGGGCUCGGCGGUCCUAAGCUUCUUGUACAGACAGCUUUGUGAGGCAUGCAGACGCCACACGCCGAAUUCUACAUAGUCGGGAUGCAUGUUCCUCCUUCAGUUGUGGAUGUGGUCCCGACUACCAGUUGGUAGACCCAGGGUGCUUUAGCCUCGUCCGUGGCACCCUCUUGGUGUGGACGAGUUGGGCCCUACAGUGGUGUACCUUUGGGAUAACGUGGCGUCUCCGUACGCGACGACUCAACACACGUACGUGGAGUACAACAACGAGUUGGACGCCCUCAACCCUUCUACAGUCGUCUGGGAGCCGUACUUGGACCCUGAAGUACUUGGGAUGCCUCUCAACCCAAUGUGCACGCAAGAUCAAGAGUUGUUCACCAUUAGGUGCCCUUUGAUUUGUUUCUACGCCGUGGAGAUUCACCUGCCUCACAGAGUGGCCUGUCAGUUUGGGUUCAAGCAAAUUUGCCCGCAUGAGGAGCUUUCGAUCAACAUCGACUGUGACAAGUUUGAUCGGGUGCGCCAAAGAAAAGUGACAGACUUUGCUCAUCACCACCAUGACAUGGUUGACUGGUGGAGGCGCAUAGAGGAUAGCCCUAGACUAGGUGGUCCCUCUCAUAGCAGAGCUAACUUCCGGCAAUACUUGGCAUGGUACCACAGUGCUACACGGUACAAGCUACGUCAGAAGUGGAUGGGAGAUGACUACGCAGAUAUAGCUUCCUCCAAGGAUGAGGACACCAGUUACGACAUCCGAACUAGAGAGUGCACUGUAGUGGAGAUCACACCCAUCCUUGAUAGAGUGGGUUCUUCAGUUAUGCGGUCCGUGCACAAUAUUGAUAACACUCUACGCUACCCAAUUGGCAGUCCGGGGAACGGGGGGCGCAUGAGGGAGAUGUUGGAGAAGUUGCAGAGGCGCCUCCGUAGAACUGCGGCUCGCUGCGGAUGCUGUUGCGCAGUGUCCACCGAUGUGGCAGUGCCUUCCUUGUCUCACCGAUCGAGGGCCUCCACAGCCUCAGCUACAGCAACACCAUCGUCUCACAGAAGCGCACAUUAGUCGGUCAUGCCCAGCUCCUCACGUACAGCCAAUUUCAGCAACCACCAGGACGAUGAGGACGAGGGCAAUGAGGAUGAGACCGAGGAUGAUGAUGCCGAUCAGCCGCAGGACUAUGAUGAGAUUGGAACUUCGCAGCUCCAAGAUGCUCCUUGCGCUACUCAGCCUACACCUCGUCGAUGCCGCCCUCCUGCUCGUCACAUGCUAGGCACUAAUGCACUUGCAGGGGUAGCAGACGGUCCAAGAGGAACUGAUUUGUGCUUUUCAGUAGUUGUUCAUACGUUUUUCUGAACUUAUGUGUGCUUAUUCCGGAACCUUAGUUCUCAAUCUGAACUUAGUUGAGACCAUGUUCUGAAAAUAGUGAUGUGCUGUUUCUGUUCGGAAUUUCUGAAUUUUCAA
This is a messenger RNA of Panicum hallii, 2409 nucleotides long. RefSeq names its product protein MAIN-LIKE 1-like. Lineage: Eukaryota; Viridiplantae; Streptophyta; Magnoliopsida; Poales; Poaceae. The record is from RefSeq and is a predicted model, not a curated record. The transcript is spliced from 8 exons. Gene Ontology annotation, biological process: meristem maintenance; meristem development. Bases 319 to 1041 code for a protein of 240 amino acids.